Messenger RNA from Brienomyrus brachyistius, 2650 nucleotides. Its product is annotated as T-cell leukemia homeobox protein 3-like. The transcript has 4 exons. The coding region runs from base 253 to 1146 and encodes 297 amino acids. Lineage: Eukaryota; Metazoa; Chordata; Actinopteri; Osteoglossiformes; Mormyridae. Gene Ontology annotation, biological process: regulation of transcription by RNA polymerase II; animal organ development. Gene Ontology annotation, molecular function: RNA polymerase II cis-regulatory region sequence-specific DNA binding; DNA-binding transcription factor activity, RNA polymerase II-specific. The record is from RefSeq and is a predicted model, not a curated record. Gene Ontology annotation, cellular component: nucleus.
ACUUUCACUGGCCUCCCCGAACUGCAGAUGGAUGAUUCCGCGGGAGGCUCAAGGGAGGGAGUCCGGAAGACAUUUGGUUCGAUAAUUUGCAGAACGACAAAGCACCAGGAACCAAGAAACGGAAUUUUAAGUGGUAGAUGUUGUUUUCUGAAUUCCCCUUAAGUGGUCCUACAGGCACCCAUUCAAUUUGACUCCUCUAUUCCGGUAUUGUGUCGAUUUUCGGGAAAAGCAGAUAGAAGACUGGAAGUGGGAAUGGAGAAGGAUCCUAGCAAUGCCCCUAAUCGUCAUGGCCCGGUUCCCCAGACUGUCCAGCACGAACCCAUUAGCUUCGGAAUCGACCAGAUCCUCAGUGGUUCGGAUCAAGACAGUUCUCAUCAAAACGGCCCUCGGAGCGAUUUGGAUACUAGCAGUCGCACCGGUGGCGGAAGGUACCGCAUUGGCAGCCCCGCUGGCGGGAGCGCGGCGCCUCACCCCUCGUUAUCCGGCGCCUUUUCCGGACUCACCGUACCUUUCGAGGAAUCAGGACCGUAUAGCGUGAGUCUGACCCUGGCUCCCGGAGGUGUGAUUCGGGUACCUGCACACAGACCUCUAACUGCCGCUGUUCCGCCACCCAUGGCCAGCGCCAUGCCUGGUUUCGGAAGUGUCAGUUUCCCGUGGAUGGAGGCAAGUCGCAGGUUCGCCAAGGACAGGUUCACAGCAACACUGACCCCUUUCAGUGUGUCUCGGCGGAUCGGCCACCCGUACCAGAACCGCACGCCGCCCAAGCGCAAGAAACCACGCACGUCCUUCUCACGCGUGCAGAUCUGCGAGCUGGAGAAGCGUUUCCACCGGCAGAAGUACCUGGCGAGUGCCGAGCGGGCCGCCCUCGCCAAGACGCUCAAGAUGACUGACGCCCAGGUGAAAACCUGGUUCCAGAAUCGCAGAACCAAGUGGAGGCGACAGACGGCAGAGGAGCGGGAGGCGGAGAGGCAGCAGGCCAAUCGGCUGAUGGUCCAGCUGCAGCACGACGCCUUUCAGAAGUCCCUGGGCGACUCCAUGCCCCCUGACCCUCUCUGCAUCCACAACUCCUCCCUCUUCGCCCUGCAGAACCUGCAGCCUUGGGCCGACGAGGGGGCCAAGCUGGGUGGUGUCACCACAUUAGUGUGAAGCAGGUUUCAUUAAUCAGACAACUUCCACUCCUGGGAAGAAAACAGCAACCCAGAGGCACAAAGUGGCAGUGCUGGAGACAAUGUGCAGGGGUGGUAAUGGAUGCACAUGCCUUUAGGAAGACCAAUAAGAGGAAGUAUUCGAAGAGUACCUUUAAGAAGAGCCAAUGAGGAGACAUAAUGGAGAGACACCCAACUGACAAAAGCCAGUAAGAAACAGCAUUCAAGGGGAGCAUUUUACAACAGCCAAUGAUUAUGCAGCAUUGGAAAAGGACCACUUUAAACAGACACUGAUUUAAACAACUGCUGUAUAAGGGCAGUUUUCACUUUUUUAUUAAAAUGCACUUUUACAUAAAAAUCCUGUAAAUAUGCUGACCAGUAAUAUAACAAUGUGUGAAAGGGAAUGCUGGUCCUGUGUACUUAGAUGUUUGUAUACCAUGUAUCAUAACUUGCAUUUACAAUUUGCAAAACGUCAAAGGACCGUUUUACUUUCAGAGAGUAAUUCAGAGAAUUCGGCUCCAACUAAAUGCAUUUUGAUUAAAGCAUCAUGUGGAUGAUUUGGUGCUUUUGCUGUAGACUGAAGCUAUAUUUGCCUCUUCCUGAAGACUGAAACCAUGCGUGAUGAACCACUGCCUAAUGGAUAGGAGACUUCAGUUUUGUGGUAUGAUAGAGCUAUUUGGAAGCACUGAAUAGAUACUGACACAUUGACACAUAAAAUUGCAUAUGUGAAAGUUUUCUUUUAAAUUAAGGACAAUGCCAAUUAAAUGCCAUUGGUUAUUCGUUUGCUUUAUAAAUAUCUCCAUAAAUUGCUAAUUUUAUCUACGUAUGUGUUGGUAGCAACAAAAAAAUCCACGAAAUACAGAUUUUUGGAGGAAGGAACAGGGGUUAAAUUGGGCAAGUUCAUGGUGAAUUCGACAAGAUAGGAGCACAGAUUACAGUAACACUUCAACGAGCACAUGCUUGAAUUCAUUGCUUCCAAUCUAUCUCUCUCUAACAAACCGCAAACUUUCUUCGUACAGUUACCGUACGAUAACAGGUGCUUGGUGCUGCCUAUUCCCUGUCCCAGAAACCUAGAUGAAAUCCCACAUUUCUGUAAAUUUCUAUAAAUAUUUUAAAUGAAUUUGCUCCCAAAGAAGAGACACUGAAACUCCGUUAUUACACAUGAAAGCCAACAGCAGUAUGAGUGAAGAAAACCACAACUUGUACUCAAGGGGAAGUAGGAAUUGGGCCUAGAGCAUAGAAGAUAAAUAUGGCGGGAACAAUCAACAAUAGAGACAUCCAUUUAUCGAUGGACAUUGGAGAUAAUCUAACGCAUCAAAAUAAAAUCAGUCCUAAAAUAAAGUCAGACUGGUUAAGCCGACUAAAGUACAGACUAGUGAAGAAUAACAAGGUAAACAUCCGCCAGGUUGGGUCUGAGCUAAAUUGGGUUCCUAUUACAAUAAAGUGUACUAUUAUUUGUAUUUGACAUAUAUGUAAAUAAUAAUAAACGUAUGUUCAUUUUGUCA